Molecule: messenger RNA, 1582 nt
Organism: Carlito syrichta (Philippine tarsier)
Lineage: Eukaryota; Metazoa; Chordata; Mammalia; Primates; Tarsiidae
Gene: INTS12
Product: integrator complex subunit 12
Exons: 8
Coding region: 92-1480 (462 amino acids)
Biological process (GO): snRNA 3'-end processing
Cellular component (GO): integrator complex
Source: RefSeq, a predicted model, not a curated record
CAGUUUUCGGAGCCGGGUGGUGCGGGGACUCGUUCGGAAAGUACCACCGGGAACGGACCGAGCGGCGGGGCGGAGCGGAAGGGUGUUUGCAAUGGCUGCUACUGUGAACUUGGAACUUGAUCCCAUUUUUUUGAAAGCAUUGGGUUUCUUACAUUCAAAGAGCAAAGAUUCUGCUGAAAAGCUAAAAGCACUGCUUGAUGAAUCUUUGGCUCGGGGCAUUGAUUCAAGUUAUCGUCCAUCUCAAAAGGAUGUGGAGCCACCCAAAAUUUCAAGCACAAAAACUAUUUCCAUUAAGCAAGAGCCCAAAGUGUCAUCCAAUCUUCCAUCUGGAAAUAAUAAUGUCAAGGUUCUCACAACUGAAAAAAUCAAGAAGGAAGCCGAAAAGAGACCUGCUGAUAAAAUGAAAUCAGACAUUACUGAAGGAGUAGAUAUUCCAAAGAAGCCUAGAUUGGAGAAACCAGAGACACGGUCCUCUCCCAUUACUGUUCAAACCAGUAAGGAUUUAGCUAUGGCUGACCUGUCCAGUUUUGAGGAGACUAGUGCUGAUGAUUUUGCCAUGGAGAUGGGAUUGGCCUGUGUUGUUUGUAGGCAAAUGACGGUGGCAUCUGGGAAUCAAUUAGUAGAAUGCCAAGAGUGCCAUAAUCUCUAUCAUCAAGAUUGCCAUAAACCCCAGGUGACAGACAAGGAAGUCAAUGACCCUCGUCUGGUAUGGUAUUGUGCCCGAUGUACCAGACAAAUGAAAAGAAUGGCUCAAAAAACUCAGAAACCACCACAAAAACCAGCCCCUACAGUUGUUUCUGUGGCUCCAGUUGUCAAAGAUCCAUUGGUUAAGAAACCAGAAACUAAACUCAAGCAAGAAGCAACUUUUCUAGCAUUUAAGAGAACAGAAGUCAAGACAUCCACGGUUAUUUCAGGAAAUUCUUCUAGUACCAGUGUUUCCUCUUCAGUAACUAGUGGCUUGACUGGAUGGGCAGCUUUUGCAGCCAAAACUUCCUCUGCUGGUCCCUCAACAGCAAAAUUGAGUUCAACAACACAAAACAAUUCCGGGAAACCUGCCACCUCAUCAGCUAACCAGAAGCCUGUGGGUUUGACUGGACUGGCAACAUCAUCUAAAGGUGGAAUAGGUUCCAAAAUAGGUUCCAAUAACAGCACUACACCCGCUGUACCACUGAAACCACCUCCACCUCUAACCUUGGGCAAAACUGGCCUUUGUCGCUCAGUUAGUUGUGACAAUGUCAGCAAAGUAGGUCUUCCUAGUCCGAGUAGUUUAGUUCCAGGAAGUGGCAGCCAACUAAGUGGGAAUGGAAACAGUGGGACACCAGGACCUAGUGGAAACACUACCAGCAAAACCACUUCAGAAUCCAGCAGCUCUCCCUCAGCAUCCCUUAAAGGUCCAACUUCACAAGAAUCACAGCUCAAUGCUAUGAAGCGAUUACAGAUGGUCAAGAAGAAAGCUGCCCAAAAGAAACUCAAGAAGUAAUGUGGCCAGGUUUUUAUAUCAUAUUAGCCUAAAGAUGAAAAGCUUAUUGUUAAGAUAUAAACUGUAAUAUGCUAUAAUUUAAUAAAAGUCUUCACAAUCAAA